Odobenus rosmarus divergens (Pacific walrus) is the source of this 2328-nucleotide messenger RNA. RefSeq names its product phospholipase C, delta 4 (gene PLCD4). The record is from RefSeq and is a predicted model, not a curated record. Gene Ontology annotation, molecular function: calcium ion binding; phosphatidylinositol-4,5-bisphosphate phospholipase C activity. Bases 1 to 2328 code for a protein of 775 amino acids. Lineage: Eukaryota; Metazoa; Chordata; Mammalia; Carnivora; Odobenidae. Gene Ontology annotation, biological process: lipid metabolic process; intracellular signal transduction. The transcript is spliced from 15 exons.
AUGGUGUCUCUGAUGCAAGGCCCCCCUUCUUCUCCUGGCCCAGGGCUGCCCAUCAAUCCAGAUUUGCUGCUAAUGCAGAAGGGCAUGCUGAUGCGCAAGGUGAGGUCCAAAAGCUGGAAGAAACUGAGAUACUUCAGGCUUCAGGAUGAUGGCAUGACAGUCUGGCAUGCCCGGCAGGCAGGAGGCACUGCCAAGCCCACCUUCUCGAUCUCUGAUGUGGAGACGGUGCGCGAGGGCCACGAGUCCGAGCUGCUGCGGAGCCUGGCAGAGGAGCUCCCCCUGGAGCAGGGCUUCACCAUCGUCUUCCACGGCCGCCGCUCCAACCUGGACCUGGUGGCCAACAGCAUCGAGGAGGCCAAGAUAUGGAUGCAGGGGCUCCAGCUUUUGGUGGAAUUUGUUACCGGCAUGGACCAACAGGAGCGGCUGGAUCAAUGGCUGAGUGACUGGUUCCAGCGUGGAGACAGGAACCAGGACGGCAGGAUGAGUUUCCACGAGGUCCAGCGGUUACUGCACCUGAUGAAUGUGGAAAUGGACCAAGACUAUGCCUUCCAGCUCUUCCAAGCAGCAGACACAUCCGAGUCUGGGACUCUGGAGGGAGAAGAGUUUGUAGAGUUCUAUAAGGCGCUGACUAAACGUACUGAGGUGCACGAGCUGUUUGAAAACUUUUCGGCCGAUGGGCAGAAGCUGACCCUGCUGGAAUUUGUAGAUUUCCUCCAAGAGGAGCAGAAAGAAGGAGAGCGAGCUUCUGACCUUGCUCUGGACCUCAUCGACCGCUACGAGCCCUCAGAUAGUGGCAAAUUGCGACACGUGCUGAGCAUGGAUGGCUUCCUCAGCUAUCUCUGCUCGAAGGAUGGAGAUAUCUUCAACCCGACCUGCCUCCCCAUCUACCAGGAUAUGACUCAACCCCUGAACCACUACUACAUCAACUCCUCUCACAACACCUACCUCGUGGGGGACCAGCUUUGUGGCCAGAGCAGCGUCGAGGGAUAUAUACGGGCCCUGAAGAGGGGGUGCCGCUGCGUGGAGGUGGAUAUAUGGGAUGGACCUAGCGGGGAACCUAUCGUUUACCAUGGACACACCCUGACCUCCCGCAUCCCAUUCAAAGAUGUCGUGGCCACUGUAGCCCAGUACGCCUUCCAGACCUCAGACUAUCCAGUCAUCUUGUCCCUGGAGAACCACUGCAGCUGGGAGCAGCAGCAGGUCAUGGCCUGCCAUCUGACCGAGAUCUUGGGGGAGCAACUGCUGAGCACUACCUUGGAUGGGCUUCUGCCCACACAGCUGCCCUCACCUGAGGAGCUUCGGGGGAAGAUCUUGGUGAAGGGGAAGAAGUUAAGGACACUUGAGGAGGAUCUUGAGGAAGAGGAAGAGGAGGAAGAGCUAGAGUCUGAACUGGAGAGAGAGCAGGAAGCUGACCCGGAGCUAGAGGCCCAGCUGGAGUCUGAGCCCCAGGAGUUGAGCCCACGCAGUAAGGACAAAAAGAAGGAGAAGAGAUCCAAACCCAUCUUGUGUUCAUCCCUCUCUGCCCUGGUUGUCUACUUGAAGUCUGUCUCAUUCCACAGCUUCACUCAUUCAAGGGAACACUACCGCUUCUAUGAGACCUCAUCUUUCUCUGAAACCAAGGCCAGAAGCCUCAUCAAGGAGGCUGGCAAUGAGUUUGUGCAGCACAACGCCUGGCAGCUAAGCCGUGUGUAUCCCAGUGGCCUGAGGACAGAUUCGUCCAACUACAACCCCCAGGAACUCUGGAACGCAGGCUGCCAGAUGGUGGCCAUGAAUGUGCAGACCGCGGGGCUUGAGAUGGACAUCUAUGAUGGGCUCUUCCGCCAGAACGGUGCCUGCGGCUACGUGCUAAAGCCUGACUUCCUGCGUGAUGUCCAAAGCUCCUUCCACCCCGAGCGGCCCAUCAGCCCUUUCAAAGCCCAGACCCUCCUAAUCCAGGUGAUCAGCGGGCAGCAACUCCCCAAGGAUGACAUGAGUAAAGAGAGGUCCAUUGUGGAUCCACUGGUGAGAGUGGAGAUCUUUGGUGCCCGCCCUGACACAACCAGGCAAGAGACCAGCUACGUGGAGAACAAUGGUUUUAAUCCAUAUUGGGGGCAGACGCUAAGCUUCCGGGUCCUGGUGCCCGAACUGGCCCUGCUGCGUUUUGUGGUCAAGGAUUACAACCGGAAAUCCCGAAAUGAAUUUAUCGGGCAGUACACAGUGCCUUGGACCUGCAUGCAGCAAGGCUACCGCCACAUACACCUGCUCUCCAAGGACGGCAUCAGCCUCCAUCCAGCUUCCAUCUUCGUGCAUAUCAGCAUCCGGGAAGGGCUGGAGGGGGAUGAAUCCUAA